UUUUCAUUUCAAAGCCAACUAACACCCUUUCCUUUCUCUUUCUCUGUCAGAAGACUAAAAAACACCUCUGUUGUUGCGUUGUCUGUUUUUUCUCUCCAAACCAGAGAGCGACGCCGGCGAGCCUUCCUCGCCGGUAAUUCGCUCGGAGUUUUCCGCAACCUCCAUUUCCCCGGUCGCACCUUCGAAUUGGGGUUAAUUUUUUUGCGGCUCCAUUUGAAGGAGCCAUUUCUGCAUAAUUAUUCGUGGUUUUUCUUUUUCUCAGCGUCUUAGAUUGCAAUGCAGAGGAAAGGAGGUUCCUGUUGCGGGGGGGAGCGUGGGAUCUCUUGUUUCUGAAAUUCCUGUGCUCUGGCGCGUUUGAGAGAUUCGGUUUUUUGUCUGUUUCUCUUUGUUCUGGAUGAGGAGUGUGGGGAAUUUUGUGGAGCAGGGGAUUUUGGAGUUUCUCUGCUAGCGAGGCUGGGUUCCAAUCCAGAAGGUGCAAAUCUGUUUUGUUAAAAAUAUCAUGGGAAUGACCUUGAACUUCACGCAGGAUGACCUGGGAUAGAGCCUAACAAAGCUAGCAAGGGAGGAGGCUUUCAGUAUUUUCUGGACAGCUACAGGAUGCCUUCUGAAAUAAUGGAGAAGAGGGGUGUGUCUGCCUCAUCCCACUUUUUGGAUGACAUUUCCUAUGCUUCUGAGAAGAGUAUUGGAUUACGGAAGCCAAAAUCUAUUCAUGACCAUUUUCUACAGGGCAAGAGUGAAAUGGCGGCAUCACCUGGCUCUAUUUUGAAUACUUCAUCACCCCGUUCAACAAAUGCAAAAUCUGGCUUGCCAAUCUCUCAUACUACUCUAUCUGGGGAAAUUACAGGAGACCUACAUUUUGGCAGAGAAGCAGGCACUAUAGAGAUGCUGAAGGAUUCCACGGAGUCCCUUAAUUAUACUAAGAGGUCAUGGUCUAAUGUGCAUAGGCAGCCAGCAUCUAGCUCAUAUGGUCUAAUUGGCAGCAAGCUUGUCACCAAUGCUACCUCACGUGAAAGUAGUCUAUUUUCAAGCUCUCUGUCUGAGGUGUUUAACCAAAAGAUGAGGUUAUUGGGGAAUGGAGUGCCAUCUGGUCAACCCAUUACUGUGGGUUCCCUUCCUAGGGAAGAACCACAUAAAUCUCUAGGAGAAAUUGAGGCUGACACUAUUGGAAAUCUCCUUCCAGAUGAAGAUGACCUUUUUUCUGGAGUCACUAACGAGUUAGGAUGCAGUACUCGGGCUAGAAUGAAUGAUGAUUUUGAAGAUUUUGAUUUGUUCAGCAGCAGUGGAGGCAUGGAAUUGGAAGGAGAUGAUGAACUUCUAAUUUCUGGAAAGGGAACCAGUUUCAUUUAUGAAGAUCCUGAUUACUUUGGAGCCUCUAAAGGAAAAAUUCCUUUUGGUGAACAAUCUUCUAGAACACUUUUUGUUAGAAACAUCAAUAGCAAUGUUGAAGAUUCUGAACUUAAGGCUCUCUUUGAGCAAUAUGGAGACAUUCGAACCAUAUACACUGCCUGCAAGCAUCGUGGGUUUGUUAUGAUUUCAUAUUAUGAUCUAAGGGCAGCACAAAAUGCAAUGAAGGCACUUCAAAAUAGGUCAUUGAGAUUUAGGAAACUAGAUAUACAUUACUCAAUUCCAAAGGGCAAUGCUCCAGAGAAAGAUAUUGGCCAUGGUACACUUAUGAUAUCUGAUCUUGAUUCAUCUGUUUUGAAUGAUGAACUUAAACAAAUAUUUGGGUUUUAUGGAGAAAUUAGAGAUAUCUAUGAAUAUCCUCAAUUGAAUCAUGUCAAAUUUAUGGAAUUUUAUGAUGUUCGAGCUGCAGAAGCUUCUCUUCGUGCAUUGAAUGGGAUCUGCUUUGCUGGGAAGCACAUUAAGCUUGAGCCUGGCCAUCCCAUGAUUGCAACAUGUAUGAUGCAGCAGUCUCAGAAGGGACAAGAUGAACCUGAUCUUGGUCAUAGUCUCAGUGACAACAUUUCCUUAAGACAUAAGGCAGGAGUGUCAUCUGGAUUUAUUGCAUCUGCUGGCAGCUUGGAAAAUGGAUAUAAUCAAGGAUUUCAUUCUGCAGCACAGCUACCUGCUUUCAUUGAUAACUCACUAUUUAAUAUGAAUUCUAACAUUCACAAGACCGCAAGAGGGGCAUCUACUGGAAAAGUAUCUGGUAUUUUUGAGGCCAGUAACACUAUUGAUGCUAUGAAAUUUGCAUCUGUUUCGAGGUUCCACCCUCAUUCUUUACCUGAAUAUCGCGAUAGUUUAGCUAAUGGCAGUCCUUACAACUAUUCAAGUACCAUUAACAUGGCUGCCAAUAUUGGAAAUGGAUCAACGGAAUCAUCUGAGAGCAGGAAAAUUCAGGGAAUAAACUCAACUGGGAACCUAGCAGAGUUUAAUGCAGGAGGAAAUGGAAACUGCUCCAAUCAUGGACUUUAUCAUAUGUGGAAUGGCUCCAACUUGCAUCAACAACCUCCUUCAAAUGCCAUGCUUUGGCAGAAAACACCAUCCUUUGUUAAUGGUGCCGGUUCUCCAUGUCUUCCACAGAUACCCAGCUUUCCUAGAACACCUCCCCAUGUGCUGAGAGCAUCACAUAUAGAUCAUCAAGUGGGAUCAGCACCCGUUGUUACAGCCUCACCCUGGGAAAGACAACAUUCUUACUUGGGAGAGUCACCUGAUGGUUCUGGUUUUAGAUUGGGUUCUGUGGGAAGUCCCGGCUUUCAUGGUAGCUGGCAGAUGCAUCCUCCUGCUUCACACAACAUAUUUUCUCAUGUUAGUGGGAAUGGUACAGAAUUGACAUCAAAUAAUGGGCAGGGCUCUCCUAAGCAGUUAUCACAUGUUUUACCUGGGAGACUUCCCAUGAAUUUGGUUUCUAAAUUUGAUUCUAGCAAUGAACGCAUGAGAAACCUCUAUCCUCGAAGAAAUGAACCAAACACUAACAACAAUGCAGAUAAGAAACAAUAUGAACUUGACCUAGGUCGCAUAUUGCGUGGGGAUGACAGCCGAACAACGCUCAUGAUAAAGAAUAUUCCCAACAAGUAUACUUCGAAGAUGCUUCUUGCUGCCAUUGAUGAACAAUGUCGAGGAACAUAUGAUUUUUUGUAUUUGCCAAUUGAUUUCAAGAACAAAUGUAAUGUUGGCUAUGCAUUCAUCAAUAUGAUUGAUCCUGGUCAAAUUAUUCCAUUCCACAAGGCCUUUAAUGGGAAAAAAUGGGAGAAGUUCAACAGUGAAAAGGUAGCAGUACUCGCAUAUGCCCGAAUUCAAGGAAAAGCUGCUCUCAUUGCUCAUUUUCAGAAUUCAAGCCUGAUGAAUGAAGAUAAACGUUGCCGCCCUAUUCUUUUCCAUACAGAUGGCCCAAAUGCUGGCGAUCCGGAGCCUUUCCCAUUGGGUAACAAUAUUAGAGUGAGGCCUGGGAAAUCUCGCGCAAAUGGUAGUGAGGAGAAUCGAAGCCAAGGGAAUCCUUCAUCUUUUGCAAGUGGUGAAGAGUCUGGGAAUGGAAUGGAAUCAUCUUCGAUCUCUUCAAAAAACUCUGACUGAUUUUCCUCAUGCACUAACAGUUCAAUGUUGCCUGUCAUGUCAACUCCAAGACUGUAUAUUUACAUUUUUCUUUUUGUUCGAUUGGGCGAGGAGUUGGAGCUGGUCGGAAAGGGAGGGGGCUCACAAUUUUUUCCUAUAGAGGAGCCUUGCAAAGAGUUUUUGGAUGAUGAGGUACAUAACCAGAAUGAAGCCACUGGUUCUAGUGUUUUCGUUAUUUUCCUAAAAUUUUGCAUGGAGUACUGCUACCAUCUCACAAGUUUCGAGAAUGGCUAAACUGAAGCUUAAAAUUUUGGCUGGCUGUGAAUGGACAAUAUGACAAUUUGCAGUUCCCUUGAGAUAAUAAGCAUCAUUGCGGGUUUCUUGGGUACUUGCUGGUUUUGUUUUCACUGUUUAAUGUUCAUAUGUAAUUUUGUUUCCCUAUAUUCCCAGGCAUUCGUGUCCUUAUGGGAUUUCUGUCCAUAUGAUCAUAUGAUGGAGUUGAGGGAACACAUUUAAAUGCGAACAUUCUUCGAUGGUAGUCGUUCGGAUAUUGCUGUUUCGGUUCUUA
Messenger RNA from Vigna radiata var. radiata (mung bean), 4060 nucleotides. RefSeq names its product protein MEI2-like 4. The transcript has 15 exons. Lineage: Eukaryota; Viridiplantae; Streptophyta; Magnoliopsida; Fabales; Fabaceae. The record is from RefSeq and is a predicted model, not a curated record. Bases 598 to 3513 code for a protein of 971 amino acids. Gene Ontology annotation, molecular function: RNA binding.